Molecule: messenger RNA, 3338 nt
Organism: Corylus avellana
Lineage: Eukaryota; Viridiplantae; Streptophyta; Magnoliopsida; Fagales; Betulaceae
Product: Tetratricopeptide repeat (TPR)-like superfamily protein
Molecular function (GO): protein binding
Source: RefSeq, a predicted model, not a curated record
UUGUUUUUUUAUGCCUCAGUGAAGUUCAGAGGUCUGAAGCAAAACGAAGUGAGCCCAAAAGCUCCAUAUUCUUCGUUCACUGCAUCCACAAAAGGUUAGUCCCAUUGUUUUCAUCAAGACCCACUUCCAUUUCAUUUACAUUUUGUUGAAUUUGGACGAAAUAAUUUGAAUCAAACAAUCGCUUUGGUUAUACACCAAAGUUGUUCGGCUUGUUCGCGUACCAGAAGGAAACCCAUUUUAUCUGUUUUAUGAAGAAAUUAUGAAUAACAAUUUUCCACUCCGUCGAUUUUCGACUUUGCUGAAUUCCUCUGUGAAACCCACGAUCCCUGCGAAUUUUGGAGAAAGGAAGUGGAAACCAAUUCCAAUACCCCACCGAACAGUCCCUGAGCCCAGAGGUCAAGACCUUGAUUUCAUAAACGUUGCACACAGCCACCUAAUUCACUCUGAUUGGGCUAAGCUCAGUUCGUUAUCAACCGAUCUAACACCCCUCAGAGUGAAACAUGUAUUGCUCAAGAUUCAGAAGGACCAUGUUCUUUCCCUCGAGUUUUUCAACUGGGCUGGGAUUCAAAAGCCCAGUUGCCAUUCCCUCGAAAUUCAUUCCAUAAUUCUCCACAUUCUCACAAAAAACCGGAAAUUCAAAUCUGCAGAGUCCAUUUUGAGGAACAUUAUUGUAUCUGGUUCCACAGAUGUACCCUCCAAUCUGUUUGAAGAAAUGCUACACUCGUACCGCUUGUGUCAUUCUUCGCCUCGUGUUUUUGACUCACUUUUCAAGACUUUUGCGCAUAUGAAGAAGUUUAGGGAUGCCACUGAUACUUUUUGUCGAAUGAAGGAUUAUGGAUUUUUCCCUACUAUUGAGUCGUGUAAUGCCUACAUGAGCUCUUUGCUUGAUUUGCACAGGAUGGAUAUUACUUUGGCAUUCUACAGAGAAAUGCGGCGUCAUAGGAUUUCUCCAAAUGUUUAUACUCUUAAUAUGAUCAUGCGCGCUUACUGUAAAUUGGGAAAAUUGGAGAAGGCUGUUGAGGCAUUUAGGGAGAUGGAGAGCAUGGGUUUUAGACCGAAUACUGCAUCUUAUAACACAUUGAUUGCAGGACAUUGCAGUAAGGGUCUAUUGAGCUUUGCAGUAAAGUUUAAAAACUCAAUGGAAAGGAGUGGGGUGCACCAGGAUGUGGUUACAUUUAACACGCUUAUCCAUGGAUUUUGCAAGGAAGGGAAAUUACAUGAAGCUAAUAGAGUUUUCAUUGAGAUGAAGGCCGCAAAUGUUACUCCUAAUAUUGUGACCUACAAUACCUUGAUAAAUGGGUAUAGCCAAGUGGGUAAUAGUGAGAUGGGCAGCAAGCUUUAUGAGGAGAUGUUGAGGAAUCAAGUUAAGGCUGAUAUUUUAACGUAUAAUGCCUUGAUAUUUGGACUAUGCAAGGAGGGUAAGACAAAGAAAGCGGCAUAUCUGGUUAAGGAACUUGAUAAGCAUAACUUAGUGCCAAAUGCCUCAACGUUUUCUGCCCUUAUUUGUGGUCAGUGCAUGAGAAAGAACUCCGAACGUGCCUUUCAAAUAUAUAAAAGCAUGUUAAGGAGUGGUUGCCAUCCAAAUGCACAUACUUUCAAAAUGUUGGUAUCAACUUUCUGCAAAAAUGAGGACUUUGAUGGAGCAGUCCAAGUCUUGAAGGAAAUGUUUGAGAGAUCAAUGGCUCCUGAUUCAGGCAUUUUAUCUGAGAUUUGCAGUGGGCUUUGCCAGUGUGGAAAAAUUGAAGAGGCAAAGAUGUUAUGUAGUGAGAUGGAAGCUAGAGGUCUUAUGCCAGCAGGCUUUGACAAAUCCGAAACCACCAACUUUGGUGCCUAGUAUGAGAAGAAAGCAUUUGGAGGUAAAUGCUAAGGGUGUAUGCACCUAAGCUUUCCAUGUAACUUAUAAAGGUUGUGUUGUUGUAAAUUGACCUCUUCUUGCGCCUGAUCUCACCUUGUAACUUGUAAAUCUUAGCUUUUAGUGGGAACUACACUUUUUACUUUGAGAGCAAAACUAAAGCAAGCUGUAUAAUCUUCCAUUGUUUUAUUUUUACUGUGAAAAGCAAGUAUAAUGAUUUCUUACAUUAAGGUUGCAAAUUUGGUGCUCUGCUUCCUAAGAUUAUUGUGUUCUUUAUUUACCUUUUAUCGAGGAGGAGGUACUAGGACCAUUUUUUCUGAAUAGCACUAGGAUGAAUGGCAAAAUUUUCCAGACUAUCCUUACCCUGGGGGAGCUAUUGAGUCAAUUAGUGGAGUAACGGAAGUUCCUAUUCACAACUCUGUAACUCCAGCUACUCCUACCUUGGCUACACCAAACCAAAUCACCUUAACCUCUAGGAGGUAAGUUCAGUUCAGGAGGGUUUCACGUUAAGAAGCAAGGAGGCAAGGGCUCCAAUAAAGGGGCCAUCAAGUCAAACUCUCCAUGAAGGAGGUACGGUUCAGUUACUUUCCCUCUUUUUGCUCAUGCAUUUUGUUUGUUACAAUAUCAGGAGUCUAAAUAAUCCCAUUGAACAAAAAUAAGUCUAAAUUCUCCAUCAAGGAGGUAGGGGUCAAUAAAGCGAGGUGCGACAUUGGAAUUUGUUCAGUCCUAUGAUCAGAUUCAAUCUAAUGCAAACUCAAAUUAGAGAAACAAUGUCGUUUCGAUUGCUGUGAACAAUUUGCACUUACCAAAUCACAUUGUCCAUUGGUACUCCAAGAAUAGAGGCCGGCAGCACUAUCAGGGCAAGGGAGCAGAAUCAGGGAAUAGAAGAUGGAGUUGUUUGGUGACAGUGGUAGAAGGGACAAGGCACGACCAGUUAAAGCAUGUGCUUAAGUGCUAACACAUCGGUCCCUUCCUGUUGUACUGCUCAAAUUACUGCAUGAAAAUCCAGCUAUUCUCAUGCUUGGAGCACAGCAAAGUUUGAUUGGAGUACUUGCUUUCUAAAACAAUUUCAAGUAAUCUUGUGAGCAGGGAACCUCUGUGAUUGAAAGCAAUCAGCAUCAAUCCAACAUUCUGGGUCUCUCCCUAUUGCCCCCACAUUAAUGAUGACUUUUGUCUUCGUUGGACCUGUCGCACUUCUGCUUGUGCCUUCUCCAUUAUUCUUGGGUUUCUUAUCAGCUCAGACAUUGGCCAUUCUAAGAUUUGUUUGUGGUAUAGUGUGCUCCAAUGGUAUAGAUUGGGAAGAUUUUUGUAUAUAUGUUGUUUUGCUUUAGUUCUUUGUAACUUUGUUCCAGUGAGUUUUGCUUGCCGGAGAGAGUUUUUGUUCGGGUUUGUGGAAUGGAAAAUUCAUCCAAAAUAAAUAAAUAAAUAAAUAAAAGACUGUAAAUCUCGUAAGUAUUCAUUUUGACUUCUGCACUUUUCUCCAAAU